This is a messenger RNA of Drosophila sulfurigaster albostrigata, 2201 nucleotides long. RefSeq lists its product as uncharacterized. Gene Ontology annotation, biological process: spermatogenesis. The record is from RefSeq and is a predicted model, not a curated record. NCBI's taxonomy places the organism in Eukaryota, Metazoa, Arthropoda, Insecta, Diptera, Drosophilidae.
UCAUUCAUCGAGCAAAUAAGAUCCGUUAUUUAUCAAGAAUAAAUAUUUUAAUACAAACCAUAUUUAUUGCAAUUAUUGUUAAAAACAAAUAUUUAAGAAAGUUUCAAUCGCUUUCAAUAAAAUAUAAUAACUCUUAACAAGAAUUACAUAUAUUAUGAGAAAAUAAAAAUUCUCAACAACGUGUGACCGAAGUUAAUAACGGAUACAUUAUGUGUUUUGUUAAAUUCAGCUUGCGGUCACACUGUCACUUGCUUCAAGCGCUAAAAUUCCAAUGAGGCACAAGUUGAUCAAUUCGAACAGCGUCGGAUCAAUAUGGAAGAGCAAGGGUUGUUAAGUUAUGUGAAAAAAAUGGUACACUCCUUAAUCGUUUCAACACCACUGGAUAUGACUGUGGAACAAUUGAAACGUGAUUAUAUUAACGAAGAAGGAGUUGCUCUACCCUUUAGCAAGCUGGGCUUUAAAGACGUUGAAAGCUUUUUGCGUUCUAUUCCUGACACUGUUUUUGUAAGAGGAUGUGGUCCUAUGGCUCUAUUGGUGGCCAAGAAAAAUGAGAAGUCGGCUCACAUUCAAAGUUUGGUCCAAUGCCAAAAGAAGCCAAGUGUAAAAGCGCGCAAACAAAUUGGGUCAAGAUAUAACGAACGAUCAGAUCUUGUCUUCGUGAAUGAGAAGUCGAACGCAAGCAGGCCAGUUUACAAUAAUAAUCGAGGACGAGGAAGCUAUGCGACCAACAAAAACAACUACAACUCAAGACAGGUGCAUCAACGACCUUCGACAACCUCAAUCGCAAGUUCGCUUAAGAAGAUCUCUAUUGCAAAUGUCAAAGAAGAAGACAAUUUCAAACCUUGCGUGCCCGAUAAUAAGGAGGAUAUUAAGCCCAUUAUUUCUGAUCAUACGGACAAAAAUGACAAAAUUUUGGAUAAAAAAACAAUUGCAACUUAUCACACGGAAUAUAUAUCAUCGGACGAGGGCUGUGAUGAAGAUGCCUUUCCAGCGUAUGCUGUGGAUGACCAAAUUCGAAAUUUAACUGUAAACGAUAUCAGAGUGAGCGAUGUGAAACCCAAAAUGAAAACUGAAUUAAUAGAGCCCAAAAAAGAGCCCGUCGACAAAUACGUAUCCUCCGAUGAUGGUAACGAUGAGGAAGCCAUACCGGGAUAUGCUGUGGAUGACCGUGUCUUAAAAGUGGACUAUCCCAAGGAUGCUGUUCGUUAUGAUUUUCUACUGCCAGUUCGCGACAUCAAUAAGAGACUUAAGCUAGACGAUCGCAUUCGAGUGCGGCUUAUGACGGUAUCAAGUCCGCACAGCUUCUUCUUUUGGAUACAUGACGAGGAGUACGAUACCUACAAGGCAAUGGCAAUUAAUAUGCAAUUCUAUUAUCGAGAUAUAGAUAUGAAAAAAAUACACUAUUCCAUUGCACCUUGUUAUGCCUGGACAUUUGGGAGCCACUCACGCCAGGGGAACUUUCUGGCAGCGCGUUCGUGUGCUUGCUGUGAAGAUGGGCCAUCCAACGGAUAUUGAGGCAGUGUAAUAUUAGUUCUUGGUAUUAUAAAAAUGCAAUUGAGCUUAGCAUUUAUGUCACAGGUGGAGCUCAUUGAUACGGGCGAGAGAAUGUGGAUUACCCACAGUGAUCUGAAGUAUCUAUCCAAAGAUUUUGCCACAUUGCCAGCUCAAUGUCUUUACGGAAGACUGGCCAAUAUUAUGCCCAGGCAAGGUGGAUACUUUUCUACAGAUGCCAGCAAAUAUUUUUACGAUCUCGUAUCUUACCGCCAACUCUUUGCAAAAGUCGAGAAAAUCAACAAUGCGGAUAACGCCGUUCACAUGAUACUUGUGGACUCGAGUUCGAAACCUGCUGUGAAUAUUAAUGUAACACUCCUCGAGCUAGGAUUGGUGCUCCGCAGCUAUAAUCCUUAAAAUUCUUUUACUAUUAUUAUUACGAUUUUCCAUUUAUAAUUAGUUUUGGUCAUUAAUAUGGUCAUUAAUAUUAAUGAUUUACCUUUAUGUUUGAAAAACGUUGAAAUAUCCCAAGUUUUUGUUAUGAUUUUGUUAAUUUUAAGAGAAAAUUUUAAAGCAAAUUAAGCACUGCAAGCUGAGAGUAUCAAUGAAAGAAUUGAUAUUAUGUUAUGUUAAGGCAAACGCUGUCCUUCUGCAUUUCUUUUAUUAGUUUACGUAUAAUAAAAUACUAAGUUACAUAAAUCGUUAAACAA